Molecule: messenger RNA, 2050 nt
Organism: Drosophila ficusphila
Lineage: Eukaryota; Metazoa; Arthropoda; Insecta; Diptera; Drosophilidae
Product: arginine/serine-rich coiled-coil protein 2
Exons: 2
Coding region: 462-1619 (385 amino acids)
Molecular function (GO): 5'-3' exonuclease activity; 3'-5' exonuclease activity
Source: RefSeq, a predicted model, not a curated record
ACCAUUUCUCAUUUUAUCAAAACAGAUCAAUCUGCCAGCCCAAAUACAAUCAAAUCAAAUCGAAUCAAAAAUCAAAUGUAUAUGCCUACAUUAAAUCCAAGUCAAAGUCAAUGUAUCCAAAAUUGCAUAAGAGUCGCGUUAAGUGCGCCGUGAGCAUUUCUUGUCGCCAAAACCACUUGGUUGGAGCUCCGGCUCCCCGAUCCCUGGUACCCUGAAUCCAAAUCCUAUUCCGAUAUCCGAUCCAGGAGCCAGCGCCAGCCAAGUUAUGCCGGCGCAAGAAAUGACAUCUAGAUUAUCUCCAUUAUCGAUUAUCGAUUCUGACGAGCGAACCGAACAGAAGCGAACAGCAGAAUACGAUAAAAAGAAAACAGAAAGCAUACAGAAUAUUGUGUAUAGUUUCGAAUUGCAGAUCAUCACUACCAACAACAACAACAACAACAGCAGCAGCAGCAACAAGCGAAAUGUCGGCGGCCCGCCUGCCCUACUAUCAGCAGGAUCAGGACGAGGAUAGGGAUCAUCACCGGCGUGGCGGACGCGGCCAUCACCGUGGCUACUACGAUCGUUCCGCAGGCGGCUCGUCCCGGCGGGAGCGCACUCGCUACAGUCGCAGUCGUUCCCGCUCGAGAAGUCGCAGCCGUUCGGCAGAGCGCUUCGGUCAGCGCCGGCGGCGUCAGGAAAGCCAUCAGCAGAUGAGGCAGCAGUCCCGCUACCACAGGGAACACGAUUCCAGAGAUCGCUCCAGGGAUCGUUCCAGAGAUCGCUCUAGAGAUCGCUCCAGAGAUCGGUCAAGGGAUCACUCUAGAGACCGCUCCAGAGAUCGCUCCAGGGAUCGCGAUCGGGACUACUCGAGGCGCUCCAGCCAUUAUCAUCGCUCGGAGUCGCCAGCCGCAUCUAACAGCAACAGUCACAGCCAGCAACGAAGUCACUUGACCGGAAAAGCACAGAUGAACGCCGUUCACAAGGCAGCCGCUGCAGCUGCUGCCUCGGUAGAGCAAGCCCAGCUGGCCGGCAAGGGCAACGCCGCUUCUGCCGUUGGUGCCUACUAUAAUCUGGACACUGACGAGCCGUUCGACAAGGAGCGCAUCCACCGCGAAAUGGAGCAGAAACUGCGAGAAGCGCUGGCCAGGGAGGGAAAGGUUUACCCGCCGCCCAAACCGGAGCCACCAUCGCAUCCGGUCUUUGCCAACGACGGUUCGUUUAUGGAGCUGUUUAAGAAGAUGCAGGAGGAGCAGAAGCAGCAGGUGGGCGGCAGCAGCAGCAGCAGCAGCCAUCAGUUGCAACAGCCAGCGGCGGCGGAGGAGCUCCUUCAACAGCAGCUGAUCUCGACGGAGGCGAGUGCAGCGCCACCACUGCCAGCGAUUGCGGUGGGAGCGGCUAGCAGUGCUGCUGCUCCUUAUAUUGCAGCUGCGGCGGCUGGAAAACUGGCGCCACCACCGCCGCUCGUGGGACGACGACGCGGCGGAAAGGUGCUCAAAACGGGCGUUGUGGCCAAGCUGAAGACGCAAAACGAAAGCGACGUCGACCCCAAGGACUUCUGGUCCUUGUACCUGGCCGAGGUCAACAAAUAUAAGAGCAAUGCUUGUGACACGGACAACGGCAAGCGGCCGCUGGUCAAGUAAUCGCAGUCAUGUGAAUCCUGAACUUGAACGUAGAACGCAGAAGAGCUAACGUGAAACUACCCAGCUUUAUAUUCGCUUUUGAUUCGACCAAUAACCCAAAUCAGAACCUAGAUAAUCACUCCCAAAAACGAACAUUUUGUACACGAGAAUAAGCGAGCACAGUUCCGUAGUUUAUAGUUAUGUAGUUGAGGACCUUAAAGCUGCCACCGCGAGCAGUGUAAUUUGUAUUUUUUUUUAAUUCACACCGGUCGAAGGACGACUAGCCGCAGCCUCUAGACAUAUACACACACACACACACAAACACACAUAUUAACAUAAGCAUAUUCUAGACUGUAAGCGUAAAUUAAGAAGAAAAGAUCCAAACGAGAUGUAUCUCUCUAUAUAAUAUGAUAUAUACCGCUCAUUAAGCAUCCACCAACUUGAAGAACUAA